Messenger RNA from Gasterosteus aculeatus aculeatus (three-spined stickleback), 2662 nucleotides. Lineage: Eukaryota; Metazoa; Chordata; Actinopteri; Perciformes; Gasterosteidae. The record is from RefSeq and is a predicted model, not a curated record.
UAAAACAUUGCAUCGGUCGCACACGCGAUGCACAGGUGUGACUCGUUUUGAAGGCUCAUCCGCAGAGGACGAACAGUGGCGCAAACAUUACAGCUCAUCCCUCUCCUUGCCCGCGAGCGAUCCUACGAUAAGAAGACUAAAGGUUCAAUAUUUUUGUUGGGAAUCGGUGACAUUUGUGGCUGGAUGGACAAACCAAAAGUUGUCAGAGGGAAGUUCAUCUUCCUCUUCAUUGCUAUCCUCCUCUUCAUCCUCUGCAUCACUGUGAGAACACCAGGAACGUACAGAAUGAUCCCACUGCCGCACCGGGCUCCGAACACUUGCCCCUGGCAAAUCUCUGAGCAAAGCAUCACCCCGCUCAACAACACCAAGCACUUGCUGGUGUCGGCCUACAUGGACCAGAGAGUGAAUGGCUUGGACGUACGCAUCAUUGGAAUAUUCAAGAGAGACUCCAUCCAAAAACUGCACUGUGUUUUCUGCUGUGCAGGCAAGUUAUCAAGUACAACUCCUGGAACAAUUUUACAACACUCGGACAACUUUGGUUUCCCCUACGUCACUACGGAUGUCAUGUGUCAGAUUCCCCAAAACUGCAACGCCACACAUGUCAAUCUCUUGACUCAGCCAGGAAAGGACCGGCUAGUUGACCAACCCUGGCUUCCUAUAAGAAAUAAGAGAUCCAAUGGGAAGGAAAAAGAGAAGUUGCAGUUUAACUUCACAGUUUGCAUCUCCAACCUGUUUGGAGACUACAACAACGUGCUUCAGUUUGCACAGACCCUGGAGAUGUACAGGUUACUGGGUGUGGACAGGGUGGUGAUCUAUAACACCAGCUGCGGCCCCGAUCUUGAUCGCCUGCUGCAGAUCUACAGCAAGGAGGGCUUCGUGGAGAUGGUGCCCUGGCCCAUCGACCAGCACCUGAAUCCAUCGCCUGGUUGGCUCUUCUCACAGAGCGGAGGGGAUGUGCACUACUUCGGCCAGUUGACCACACUUAAUGAAUGUAUUUACAGAUCCAUGGACCGCUCACGCUACGUGCUGUUGAACGACAUCGACGAGAUCAUAAUGCCUUACAAACACAACAACCUCACAUCUCUGAUGGACGUCCUCCAACAACAGCAUCCAAAUACAGGUGUGUACCUUAUUCAGAACCACAUCUUCCCGAAGAAACAUUUUGAGCCGAGUGGAAGGUUUCACCUGCCUCAGUGGAACCGGGUGCCGGGCGUUAAUAUUCUGGAGCACAUCUACAGGGAGGACCCCGACAGCCAGUCAUACCACCCGCACAAGAUGAUCGUUCAGCCGAGGUUGGUGGAGUGGGCUUCAGUGCAUGAAGUGCUCAAGAGUUCUGGACAACAGUUGAAGGUUCCCAUGGACGUUUGUCGAGUCAUUCAUGUCCGAGUGGCUCUGCGUGGGUCGUUGACGCUCAAGCAGCUGAAUGAGGACAAGCGACUGUGGGACUUCCAAGAAAAACUGAUUCCCAGUGUGGACAAGGCGCUGAGGAGAGCUGGGCUGCUGCCCUCAUAGCGGCAAAGCUGAUGCAAGGGGAUGGACAGAUACUCAGAUGGACAAACAUGCUGAGUGGGUUAAAUGUGACAAUGGGAGUCAAGUUACUCCCAUUAUUUUCCUGAUGAUAUGAACUACCCUGAAUAGUGCCACGCGCCUGUGAAUAUAAGGCAAAAAACACAGUAGGAUAUUUUCAAUUUACAUAUUUAUUGUGUAAACUCAAAUUGAAUAAAUGAAUAACAGGCUAAAAACAGACAACACUGCCAUAUUGUACUUAAUGUCACAGGUUGAGGGUGUUGUUGACUUACUACAAAUAAGACGUUAAUAGUUGCCUUUCCACAGAAAAAGUUGUAGCCACAAUACGCUGUGUAUCGCAUUUCCGUAGCAUAGAGAAAAUAGUCCCACGUGUGGCUGUUGCUAUGCAACAGAGAAACAUUGUGUAUGUUAGCCUAGCGCCAGAAGUCUGUUGAUGAUUAGCUAGGAGAUCAACAUUAAAGCAGUUAAGAAAGCACGCAUUGCCCAAAACCGGAGCUAAAAACUGAAAUGACAACUGUCACGCUGCUCCUUUUGGAGUCUGUAGAUUAUUAGAAAUAAACUGACGACCCGGUUCAUCAAUUAAUAAUUAAUAAAACGCAUUUAGUGUACACCAGGACACAGCCAUGAUUCUGAAACUAAUCAAUAAAGAAAUGGAUAUAGUGUAACCCCACCGUCAUUUUAAAACUAAUCAAUGGAGUAAUAGCAAUGCACAGCUAUGAUUCUAUCCAAUGGAAUGUAAUCAACUGAAAUGCAUGCAUGUAGUACUGUACUACCGAGAGACAGUCGAAAUACGAAUUACAUUGAAAGCACCAGGAGAAGUCACCUGCCCAGGGGCGUGGACAAUGCCUUUCACACCUUUACUGAUCCUAUAAAUACCUGAAGGCACCCAUUGUUCUCUAGGAGUUCAUUGGUGGAAGCAAGAGACCGGCACUAUGGCUGGAGAAUGGGCUGCUCUGUGGCCUGUUGAUUGCAGAAACCAGCGGCUCCUUUAUUAAAAACUUUCAAUCCAAGAUGUCUUCUGUCCGUCUGGUGUUUCUUCAUUUUUAGAACACCAGUCUCUCUUCUUGGCAUUAUGCUGCACAUUUUGUAAACGAGCUAAAUCAAUGUUGUGCAUAAUAAUAAAGAGUGACUUACA